GAGAGAAGUAAACACAUACGUAACCUCGGCUUUGACUGCGUGAGGAGAGGCGUCUGCAGCAGGCAAGGAGGACCCGGCACAUGAAAAUGAAGAGUAGCAUUGUUAAAUCACUUCUACGGUGUCAAAAUGGUAUGCUGCGUCCGAGUAUAUGUCGCCUUACGACAUCAAGCUCCACAGGAGGUGGGGCACAAGCUCAGCCAAAGCAUGAUGUACAGGAUAGCUCUUCACCAAAGACUGGUAUCCUCAUGUUGAACAUGGGAGGUCCACAGACCACAGAUGAAGUUCACGAAUUUUUGCUUCGCCUCUUCAAGGAUCGUGACAUUAUUCAGCUGCCAUUCCAAGAUUACAUGGGACAUGGAUUUGAACAAAAGAAGAAAGAACACCUGAUAUUCAGAAAAAGGAUGAGUUUGAGACUGGACAAUUCGCCUUACUCAUCACAUUCCACACAGCAAAAGAAUGUAAAGCAUAAAGUUUUGAAUCCCUAUGAAGACAAAGCCAAAAAUUCAGGUUUAAAAACCAUACAAGUUGGGCGUGGUGAUCCCUAUUCUGCUGAGGUUGGUGCUACAGUACAGCUUGUUAUGCAGGAACUUGGAUUUACAAAUCCAUAUCGUUUGGUAUGGCAAAGUAAAGUAGGGCCUCUUCCAUGGCUGACUCCAGCUACAGAUGAUGCAAUUAAAGGUCUUGUGCAAAGAGGAAGGAAGAACAUGAUCUUAGUCCCAAUAGCAUUCACGAACGAGCACAUAGAAACCCUGCAUGAGAUGGAUAUUGAGUAUGCUGAAGAUCUUGGAAAAGAGGUUGGAGCUGAGUGCAUACGCCGAUGUGCAUCACCUAACGACCAUCCCUUCUUCAUUGAUGCCCUUGUUGAUGUGGUCAGCAAGCACCUACAAGAAGGUCAUAGGUGCUCGGAACAGUUCCUCCACAAUUGUCCUUUGUGUGUAAACCCAUCGUGUUAUGCUUCCAAGAAGUGGUUUAGAUAUACCACCAAAAAGUUUUAAGGUUUAUUAAAAAAGAGAAGAAAGAAUUAAAGAUAGAGGAAUUGCAUACUAAAAGAUUAAUGCAAAAUAUGUAGAACAAUAUAGAAGAGGUGGGUAAUUGGUUUUAUGUAUUAUAUAUGGCAAACUAUUUUCUUGACUUGACCCUGUUUUUUUGGAAUAUCUUUUUUAUCAUAUUUAAAAAUCAGAUUUGCAUUUAUUUAUUUCAAAUCUCAUAUAAAAGUAGACAGAAAGAUGAUACAGAAAAGGAGCCAAAGAGCCAAAAGUGAAGAUUGUGCAAGUAAUCAGCUUAUUAUGAAUUACCAGUGAAUGUAAAUUGUAUGCAAAUUACCCCUAAUUGUUAACAUUGAAAAUGCGCUUUUAUAUAGCCAUAAUUCAGGUUCAUUAUUAUGCAACCAUUGAGAAAAUACACAACCAUAGUAUUUAUUUACAAGACCUUCACUAAGUGAUAAAACUUGAUUAGAACAAAAACAAAAAUGUUUAGGCCCUAAUCCAGAUAUGCCAGGAGGAUAAAUGGCUUAACAAUGUGUGUAAUAGGCAGAAUAGUACCAAAGCAGAGGCAUACUACUACUUAAUGUGAUUGUAAAAUUUUGUCUUCAAAUGAUGUGAGAAAUCAUUUGUAGGAACUGGCUGUUCAUUUUUUAAUUCAUCUUUAGUUUGAAUACUGUGGUUAUGGGGUAUGAUACUUUUAAUGUUUCAUUGUUACUAUCAGUUUUUUUUACAUCAUUUUCAUAUCAUUUACUUGUGUUGUAUUUUCAUCUUAAUUGGCCUAGUUCAACCUUUUGUGUAGUAAGGAGCACAAAAUCUUAAUAUAAAGAUAAAAUCUUGAUAUAAAGAUGAGUAAAUAAUGACAUUUUUUCCUUCAAACUGUCUUAGCUUCUUCUAGUUAAAGCCACAGAACAAAAGAAUUCAGACAGACUUAUGACACUAAUUAUAGAUAAUUCUGCUGAAGAGGUGAAGGACUGCAAGCUCAUCUCGAUAUCUCCCACAUUGUAGCUUCCAGUAUUAUGAGUAUUUAUUGUUGCACAGUAACCCACUGGAUCCGGGUGACUUGACAAUCACAUCAUGAAAAAUUUUGGUUGUGGGCCAGGUUGAUGAGAAUGCCUCCUUUAAAUUUGACUGAGGGUCAGAGUGACAGGAAUGUCUGAUCAGGAUUGCACAAAGAUCUUGGAAGGUGAUUUGACCGUGGGCAUUUAGAAAGCUCCUCUUACAUUUCCACCAGUUAAACAAAGGGGAAAUGUACCACCAAUGACCCUAUUCCUGCCCACCAUGGUUGGCUUUGCAGGGUGUGUAAAAGAAAAUUGAAUGUUACAAAAAUAUUUUCAAAUGACAGUUACCUAUUGUAAUUGUUAUUGCAGAGUUGUAGGCAACCAACAGAGAUAAAUUGAAGCCUGAUCAGGGAAAACACAUUGUUAUCACAUUAAUAUUUGUCUUUAUGCUAAAUCAGACUAUAGAAAACAGUCAAACUGCAAAAUAUGUAAAAAAAAAAAAAAAAUAAAAUAAAAAAUAAAAA
This is a messenger RNA of Penaeus vannamei (Pacific white shrimp), 2505 nucleotides long. Lineage: Eukaryota; Metazoa; Arthropoda; Malacostraca; Decapoda; Penaeidae. The record is from RefSeq and is a predicted model, not a curated record.